This is a messenger RNA of Lentinula edodes (shiitake mushroom), 616 nucleotides long. RefSeq lists its product as uncharacterized. The transcript has 7 exons. Lineage: Eukaryota; Fungi; Basidiomycota; Agaricomycetes; Agaricales; Omphalotaceae. The coding region runs from base 195 to 509 and encodes 104 amino acids. The record is from RefSeq and is a predicted model, not a curated record.
CCGUAGUAUAACAACUCAUUUUCAGUUUAUGGGAUACCCAGGGUCCGGAUAUCUGAAACUUUGAAAUGAAAGUACACAUGGGUCGCAGAAACUAAUGUCAUGGAUAUUAAAUAUGGCUUCGCAUUUCUUUCCUCACCACACCCGUCUUAUCCCUCUGCAAGGGCGAGUACCUGCUCUAGUGUUACCACUAGCCCAUGGGCGCCGAGAGCCUGACGACGACAGGUUUCGAGGAUGUGACGCCGCUAGCGCAUGAUUUGCAAGCCUUCAAGUGGUACUACACUGCGUGCUGUACUGUUCUCUUUUACGACUUCAUCCUAACCUGGCAAGAGGAGUUCGAGUACAUAUGGAAUGGGGUUAGGAAAGGGCAUGUGUUCUACUUGUUUCUCCUUACAAGAUACAUUCCCAUGGGGUUUUGUGUUAUAACCCUUUUCGCGUAUUUUUCUCCUCUUUGGACCAUAGAGGUAUAUGUAAUCGAUUCGCCAUCGUCGAGUGGGUCCAGACGCUGUUAGUUACUAUCCCUGCUGAAAUUGUACUGUUAAUACGGUGAGUCAGGUUUAAAUUGACUUCCUUAUGACAUUCUACAUAGAUAACCCAAUCUCUUUUAAUUAUUCCGCCG